CCUACAUUUUUUCAAUGUGUCCAUAAAAGAUGAGUAUCAUACAUAUCUUUUAAUUUCCCUUAUUUGUAUGUUGUACUUUUAGGUAGAUGUUUUGCACAUAAUCAUACGUUGCGAUAAUUGCGAAUUUAUAUUUUUUGCUGUCGCUAAUAAUUGCAUUAUUAUUGGCAAGUCUAAUUAUCAGAAUCAUUUUUAUUGGUGUUUAUUUUCCAGACGAGCUAUUUAAUUAGACUAAUUUGUUAUAUUUCGCGGCACGAAGAGCAUACUCGUAAUUUGAUUAUGAUUACUUGACGCUCAACCGUCUUUAGACAACUUACCUCACCAAUGUAACUCGUGUAUCUUGUCGUAGGUAUGGAUCUCCGCUCGAUUAAGCCUACUUGGAUCAACUCUGUCGAAAAAACUAGUCAUACCGAAGAUCUACUCUUACGGAUAGGGAAACUUCCUAUUUAUGGUCUCCAGUUUGUGGGGUACCUCCCCCUUUCAGUCGUACAAGUUCCCGUGAUCACAGGCAACGGAAUAAAGCACGCACCGAGCAAAAUCUCACUUCAAUCACUAAAGUUCCGAUGGACCGGAAUAUCGUUUCUCUCUCAAGUAUCGCUGUUCAUUUUUUGUACCGUAUUUCUGAUUUAUUUUUCCAUUGUACAUCCACAUGGCUCAUUCGACGACAUUACACCAUUAACUUCUGACUCUAUUAUAAUCACAAUACUUUCCACUACGUGCGUCACCAACUGCAUUGCGAAUCGUAUACACGCAUUGCUCAAUGUGCGACAAACUCUCAAAUUUUGGAGAUUCCAAUGCAAUCAGGUGGAAAAGAUUGCAAAUUUGUGGAACGUUCCGGAAUUAGUGGAGGACCUGCGAAAGAAGAAUCGCAACAUUUUUUUCCAAUUUACCUUUUUGCUUAUAAUACCAUUAGUUUGCUUGACUGCCGUGGAUGUGAUAUUUAACGCUUUGUGGGGUGUUGAAAAUCAACAGAAAAACAGUAUCAAGCUGAUUAAUAUCGUUAUCAUCCUUGCUGGUGGGACAUUUUGGGUGUAUCUUGCAUACACUAAUGUACUUUUAAAUAACUGGCUGACUUUUUUCGUCCGAAUUUACAUUACAGUUUUGACAGGUAUUUUACGUGAGGUGGAAAAAUAUUGUGCUACCACAAAACUCUUUAUUAAUGCCUGCACUGAUAGCACUUUUAGUUUAACUCAUGCAUCGGAUGCAUAUGAUAUUUUGAUAAAAUUGGUGGAUAGUUUUAACGAUACGUUUGGAAUUAGGAUUCUAAUUGAAGUGGGAGUUUACAUAGUUUGGAUUUUGGGAUGCACAUAUUUUGCUAUGGUGUCUAUGAAAGUAAGACAGUUUGGUAGUUGUACAACAAAUAUAGCGGCCUCUAUUUUAGCCAUGUAUUCGCUUUAUAAUUACGGAAAUCAUGGGGAAAUAUUGAGCCAAAAAAGGGUUUUGCUAAUUAAGAAAUUGAGCCAGGUACGGACACGAAAUCUUCGAAAGAUGGAAUGUAAGGAGGUUAAAUCCUUCAUUCAAAAGGUGCAAAAUUGCGACCUGAACAUCACUGCUGGGCACUUUUUUGUCCUUCAUCGCACCUUCGUGCUUUCAAUAUUGUCCGUGCUGAUGACUCUUCUCAUCGUCAUGGCUCAAUUUAGGAAUCAGGACGAGACAAAUAAAUAUGGAAUUUUGAAUAUUGCUAAUUGUUCGUGCCAAUAAGUCCACUUAGUGCAAAAGUAUAAAAAUAUUUAUUAACAAAGUUUAGAUUACGAAUUUUCCAAGUUCUGUCAGUAUUCUUCAUGUUUUUCGCAUCGAGCCGACAACCGCACCCAACAAUACAAUACCAUGCAUACUUUUCCAAGCUGUCCCAAAGUUUCAGUCCUUAUUGUUGUAACACGAAUAUAGUCGAAAUAAAUUGUAUUCUCCUUUAUUGACAAAA
Molecule: messenger RNA, 1918 nt
Organism: Folsomia candida
Lineage: Eukaryota; Metazoa; Arthropoda; Collembola; Entomobryomorpha; Isotomidae
Exons: 3
Coding region: 349-1698 (449 amino acids)
Biological process (GO): sensory perception of taste
Cellular component (GO): membrane; neuronal cell body; dendrite
Source: RefSeq, a predicted model, not a curated record